GGUUGACAUUGCUCCAUUUGGCUUGAAGGUGGCAGACAAUGAUCUCCCUCAUUCUGUGUAUCUUAGCAAAACAAGUCGUGUAACUGCAAAGAAUAUCCACAAUUUCUACAACAUAAUCUGAUCUGUUCCAUUUUCUUCUGCAAAGAAUAUCCACAAUUUUCUACAACAUAAUCUGAUCUGUUCCAUUUUCUUGCUUUCUUUUUUAGAUUCUGCACAACACUCUGCUUUUUAUGUUCUAUUCUCUCAUAUUGACGCACUUGAAUCUUGGGUUCUGUUUCCACUAGUUGAAGGAUCAAUACCAUAGUCUUGUCUUCAUCAUUGUUUUUGUCCUCUAGCUUCUGAGAUGAGCUGUUUCUUGUGGUGCUUGGCUCCUAAUAGUUCUUGUUUCAUAUAAAGAAAGAAAAUAUGGAUGAUGGUGAGUUGGAGACUUUAGACCAUGAUGUAUUUCCAAAACCCAAUUCCUUUGGUAAUUUCCAAACUUCAACUUCUGUAGAUACAUUUCGGACAUGCCUUCACACUCACACAUGCAACCAACCUGGCCCUGAUGCUGCACAUACACACACUUGCUAUCACACACACACCCAAGUUCUUCCGUCGGAGGAAAAUGAUGGUGCUAAGAGUAAAGAGCAUUCAGUAUUGAAACCAAGAAGAAGGAGACCUUCAGGAAAUAGAGAAGCAGUUAGGAAGUACAGAGAAAAAAAGAAGGCACACACAGCUUAUUUAGAACAGGAAGUCAAGAAAUUGCAAGUGUUGAACCAGCAACUUGUUAGGAAACUACAGGGGAAGGCAAGUCUUGAAGCAGAGUUUUUAAGGCUUAGAAACCUUUUGCUGGACUUUAGAGGAAAAGUUGAUAGUGAGUUGGGUGCUUUUCCAUUCCAAAAACAGAGUUAUAAAACUGGUGCUGUUUUCAAGGAAGGAGAUUGUGAACUGCAAUCUACUGUUGGGGAAACUGGCCUUCGUUGUCAAACUGAUUUACCAUGCCACUGUCCACCUGGUGUUGGAUUAUCGUUGCAGGCCAGAACUGAUGCGAAUGGGGAAACAAUGGUGUCAUUUGGAGGAAAUUGUCAGCCCCCGGUAAUUGAUUGCCGAGAAAAUCCAAAUGGGAUGGCAAGUGCUGAAGUAGAAAAUCCGCACAUAGCAGAAACCUUGGCAUCAUCAACAACCCAAGAUAAGUAGCUUACUGUGACAAUUAUUGUAAGUUUCUUGUAUACACCAGUACAUAUUUUUAUACUAGCUUUUAGUCUACAUAGAUUGUAGCAGAGGGGGGUUAUUUUUUGUACGGUGUUUAAAAGGUGUGAUUACAACUGUGAUGCAUCCUAACUUAUUUCUGUUUGUAAUUUUGGCAUCUUUCAAUAACUUGAGUGACUCUAGCAUGCAUAUAAGAGUUUCUUAGUUUCCUUGUAAAUUCUUGUAUAGUUUUGUUUUUAUGAUUUUCAUUUGGCAAGAGAACUCCUUUUCGUUAUAUGGCACCAGAGUCAGAUAGUAAAAUCUCCUUUUAGUCAAUAACUUUAAGAGCACAAAUCACAUAUGACAUGAGAUCAUAUUAUGAUCACCUUUGAUGUUAGAUAAUAAUUUGCUGAAAUGAUACAGUGUCAAACAAAGGAUUCUUUUUAAAAAUUCUUCAAUUCAUGGAGUGUCGCAAAUGAAUGAGUGAUUUGGAAUUAGUUGAUUGAUAGUUGCUGCAGAAAAGAACAGAUUAUUGCUCUGUAGAUAGUUAGGGCUGCAUCUAAUUUUCCACAAAGUGAUGUAAUGAUGCAAAAUGUAUGUCUGAUGAAGCUUGAUGUCUUCUUAUUUAUGUUCAUUGAUUGAUUUAUGCGGGCACGCACACACACACACACACACACACAGAAAAGAACAGAUUAUUGCUCUGUUGAUAGUUAGGGCUGCAUCUAAUUUUCCAGAAAGUGAUGUAAUGAUGCAAAAUGUAUGUCUGAUGAAGCUUGAUGUCUUCUUAUUUAUGUUCAUUGAUUGAUUUCUGCGCGCGCACCCACACACACACACACAAAGUGACUUUGUGACUUGGUCUGUCUAGACUCAGAGUGACAUCUAAAUUACUCUGAAGGACCGGUGAUACUUUAAUAACAGGGGAAAUUUGAAUCCUUUAGAAGCAGUGCAAAUGUGAAAUUUAUUUGAUUUGCAUUGCCAAGUAUGUAUCAACCGUAUGAAGAGAACACUUCUCAUUGGAGAUCAUGUGUUUGAGGUUGUUAACUAUUAGUGGUCCGAACCCUUGAGGUCUUGGUUAGGCCUUCCUACUUCCCAAGACUGCAAUGUCCUCUUGAUAGUAGAACUUCAUUUGACUAGAACUUGCUGAAGCAAAAGAGCCAUGGAGAGGGCAUCCUCAAUACCGUGUCAUAAGGACUUAUCCUGUUUUCCAUCUUUGAAAUGUAGGACUGUAAGGCCUUGUGUUGGCAAACAUGUCAGAAUUUUUUUCUUGCACUCAUGUCAUUGUUUUAGCUUGGCCAAUCAAUGGUGUCAACAGUGAUAAAAAAUAGUAGGGAAAACCUUUAUAACGGGCACUGCAAGUAUGAAAUUGAUUUGAAUUACAUAUCCCAUACAGUUGGUGUUAUUUGUACAUAUUUGCCUUUAUAAAGAACUACCAUCUCAUGGAA
This is a messenger RNA of Rosa chinensis, 2609 nucleotides long. Its product is annotated as basic leucine zipper 19. The transcript has 2 exons. The record is from RefSeq and is a predicted model, not a curated record. Lineage: Eukaryota; Viridiplantae; Streptophyta; Magnoliopsida; Rosales; Rosaceae. Gene Ontology annotation, biological process: regulation of transcription by RNA polymerase II; DNA-templated transcription. Gene Ontology annotation, molecular function: RNA polymerase II cis-regulatory region sequence-specific DNA binding; DNA-binding transcription factor activity, RNA polymerase II-specific. The coding region runs from base 406 to 1176 and encodes 256 amino acids.